GGCGGCCGCCUCGGUGCGCCGGAGCCCCGGGCCCGCGCUGGCGCGCCUGGAGGGCCGCGAGUUCGAGUUUCUCAUGCGGCAGCCCAGCGUCACCAUCGGUCGCAACUCGUCGCAGGGCUCGGUGGACCUGAGUAUGGGCCUGUCCAGCUUCAUCUCGCGACGCCACCUGCAGCUCAGCUUCCAGGAGCCGCACUUCUACCUGCGGUGCCUCGGCAAGAACGGCGUCUUCGUGGACGGGGCCUUCCAGCGUCGCGGCGCGCCCGCUCUGCAGCUGCCCAAACAGUGCACCUUCCGCUUCCCCAGCACGGCGAUAAAGAUCCAGUUCACGUCGCUGUACCAUCAGGAGGAGGCCCCGGCAUCCCCCCUCCGGCCGCUCUACCCGCAGAUCUCCCCGCUGAAGAUCCACAUCCCGGAGCCGGACCUCCGGAGCCUGGUCAGCCCCGUCCCCUCCCCGACUGGCACCAUCAGUGUCCCCAACUCCUGCCCGGCCAGCCCCCGAGGGGCCGGGUCCUCCAGCUACCGCUUCGUCCAGAACGUGACCUCGGACCUGCAGCUGGCGGCAGAGUUUGCCGCGAAGGCCGCCUCGGAGCAGCAGGCCGACGCGUCCGGAGGGGACAGCCCCAAGGACGAGUCGAAGCCGCCGUACUCGUACGCACAGCUGAUCGUGCAGGCCAUCUCCUCGGCACAGGACCGGCAGCUGACGCUGAGCGGCAUCUAUGCACACAUCACCAAGCAUUACCCAUACUACCGGACAGCCGACAAGGGCUGGCAGAAUUCCAUCCGCCACAACCUCUCUCUGAACCGCUACUUCAUUAAGGUCCCUCGCUCCCAGGAGGAGCCCGGGAAGGGGUCCUUUUGGCGGAUAGACCCCGCCUCCGAGGCCAAGCUCGUGGAGCAGGCGUUCCGGAAGCGGAGGCAGCGGGGCGUCUCCUGCUUCCGCACCCCCUUCGGGCCGCUGUCAUCCAGGAGCGCCCCAGCUUCACCCACCCACCCCGGGCUCAUGUCCCCGCGUUCCAGUGGCCUGCAGACUCCAGAGUGCCUGUCCCGGGAGGGCUCACCCAUUCCGCAUGACCCUGACUUUGGGGCAAAGUUAGCUUCUGUUCCCGAGUAUCGGUAUUCCCAAAGCGCACCCGGCUCUCCCGUCAGCGCCCAGCCGGUGAUCAUGGCCGUGCCGCCCCGACCGCCCAAUCUGGUGGCCAAGCCCGUCGCCUACAUGCCGGCUUCGCUGGUGACGGCCCAGCAGCCCUCGGGCCACGCCAUCCACGUGGUGCAGCAGGCGCCCCCUGUCACCAUGCUCAGGGUGGUCACCAGCUCCGCCAGCUCUGCCAACGGAUACAUCCUCGCCAGCCAGGCCUCGGCGGGGGCUGCCCACGAAGCGGCGGGCACGGCCGUGCUGGACCUGGGCAGCGAGGCGAGAGGCUUGGAAGAGAAGCCCACCAUCGCGUUUGCCACCAUCCCUGCCGCCAGCCGAGUGAUCCAGACGGUGGCCAGCCAGAUGGCCCCAGGGGUCCCCGGACACACGGUCACCAUCCUGCAGCCGGCCACACCAGUGACCAUCGGGCAGCACCACCUUCCGGUCCGGGCGGUCACUCAGAACGGCAAGCACACCGUUCCCACGAGCAGUCUAGCCAGCAGCGCUUACGCCCUCGCCAGCCCCCUGCAGCUCCUCGCGGCUCAGGCUAGCUCGUCCACCCCGGUGGUGGUCACGCGUGUGCGCGAGGUGGGGCCUGAGGAGCCAGCAGCAGUGGCAGCCACCAGCACCGCCGCCACCGGCGCCUCCGCUUCUCCCCCCGGGGAGCCCGAGCUCAAGAGGUCCCGAGUGGAGGAGCCCAUGGGGACUGUGACCACGCAGGCCGGGGCGAUUGCGGCCGCCGGCCCACAGGGCCCCGGGACCGGGGAGUGACGUCGCCGGCGUGGAGGUGGAGUGGGACACACGCCAAAAGGAGUUCCGGAGCUGGGCCAAGGCGGCCGACACGACCGCCGCUCGGGACCGAGAUGAGAGGGCUCCACGCGGACAGAGCUCGGUGCCAAACGGGCAGGACGCCUCCGUCCACGUGCACCCGGACACACUCAUCCUCCCGGCGUCUUAUCUCCUGCCCCCGCUCUGGUUUAAAACAAAAACCCAUAAAAACGUUCAGACAGCUGAUUGUACGGUUCUGGGAAUUCUUUGUUUUCGUUUCUUUCUCCCCCCAGCAGCACCUUUUCUCCCCAUGCCUUUCGUCAAGGGCGUGGGGAGAAGGUUGUAGCUCAGCGUCUCCGGGACCACGUCCAGGCGGCCCCGACCCCGCACAGGAGCCAGGCUCCCAGAGCAGCCUUCGCCCCGAGGACGGGACAGAGAUGCAGCCUGGUGCAGACGGGCCUCCAAAGGAGAGCACAGGCCUGGGGAUCCAGCCUUGUUUGUAAGAGAUUGGAAAGAGGCGAGAGAAAGGCAGCACCGCCAGAUUUCAGACUGUCCUAUGGCUUCUUCCCUAAAAGUGACAUAGAAAGUAUUGGCAUUAAUGGGACGGAGGGGAGGGGCCUGGUUUGGCUUUGGGCCCCAAGUGUUUCUGGUUUUGUUGAAACACAGAAUUCAGGCUUCACUGUCAACCUGAGACAGACACAGAAGGGAUCAUCUGUUUUUGCGGUUUUCAUCUGUAGACAGUUUAGCGGCCGUAGGUCUGGGCUUCUUACUGGCAUUAAUCUCACGGAGAGUGAACCUGCCGCUCUGUCUGUUAACUUCAAGAAAGACUGACGGCCUCCCGGACUGGUGUUCAAGGCAGAAAGCGGUUCACACAAAAGAUCCACCUGAGCCAGCGGCUGCAGCGUCUGACCUGCGUCCUGGCCACACGGGGGACACGCGGCCACUGGUCCUUGGGGGAAGGAGGUGGCCGCUCGACAGGAGGACUGUCACGUCGAGUGGCCCCCGUUUCCCGGUGGCUCUGAUGGCCGGCUGCCACGCGGCCGCUCACCAGGCUUUAUCACCAGGUUCCAGUGUCUUCACCGCCCGACAGCCUGCCUGGCGUUUCCCAUCGGAACCGUGUCUGCCGCCCGUGGCGCCGGAGGCCCUGGGCUCGGCCCACAGCUCGCGCCGGCUCGGUGGGACCCCCUGCGCCCCCCAGAGACGUGAGCAGAGCAGGGGGAGCCCGCAGUCCUUCGGCUUCGCUGGGAGAACGUUCUCAGGAAAUGUUACGCACGUCUCUGUGAAAAGUGGCUUUCAACUUGGCCUGGCGCCCCGCGUCGGACCUUCCGCACGAGCUCCAGGGGCCCAGGUGGGAACGGUUCCUCCCACACAGAGCGCCGUCCGCAUCAGGGCCCCGACGGCAGCGCCACCGCAGGGCCAGGCGUGGCCAGGUGCUCUAGCUGUCGCGGUUGUCCCCGCAUGCCUGGCCCGGGAAACGCCUGGUCCGGCGUCCGCGGCACUGAACCCCACGUGGGAAGGAGCUCUCCUGUGACGUGGCCAAGACGGGGAGGCGUGGCGCCUCGGCCCUGUUCCCGCCCAGUGGUGAGAGGCGCUCACGACCCGCUGACGUUCUGUGCUGUGUCGCGUGGACUGUGUCUUUGGCCGCGCCUGGUGUGUGUGGGCGAGUGUGAGAGCGAGUGAGGCCGAGGCGGGCGCCCCGACGCCGGUGGCCUGGCCCACGUGGGUCCUCGGCCAGGGCUUCGGGGCGGCCAUCGCUUCCUUCCCCUUCGUUGCUGCUCGGUCCCGGGGCUGCGCAGGCCUCCCGCAGGGCUUUUUGCUCGCAAGCUGUCCUCCUCGGGAGAGCUGGCGCCCCCCACGGGGGACAGACGCCCGGGACAGCUGAGGCCACGGGACGCCCUCAGCCCCGGGCCCCGCUGCUUGGUCUGGCCAGUCUGGCCCUGACCCUGUGCUUUCCUGACUUCUGAGCUUCUUUGGUUUCUGUCUGUUACCAGCGGCGAUCCCACUGUUUGUUCUGGCCGUAGUUCAGGGAGAAGGGAGUGGAGGGGGGUGACUGGAACCGGAAGGGAGACAGGACAGGGUAUCCUUCGGUGACAUUCUGCCACGUGGAGAACUUGUUCCUUUUUUGCUCCUUCUGGGAAGGAGAAGAAGGGACCCUGUGGAGCCUGGCCUCGGGGGACCUACCACUCCAGGUUCACGGUAUGCUUCCGGAUGGGCCUUUGGUCACCUGACGAGAUGGCAUGCAUGGCUCCUGCCAGCACUUGUCCUGGGGCUGGUAGCCAGGGGGCCCAGGAGUGGCCAGCUCCCCAGGGAAGACGCAUGUCGCGGCCGGAAGGGUCGCCGAUGUCCUCAGAUGGUUCCACACCCCCUUCCCCCGCCAGACCCGUCCAGGGGAGCAAGGGCGGCAGGCCAGAGCGACAGCGGAGCCGCUGCCCUCAGGGCCCGGCGCCGCGGCCCGCCACAGGCAUGCGCUGCGGCGCCUGGGCUGAGCCAGCCGAGGCUGGGACAGGAAGCGCAACCAAGUCGACCUGGCCUGAUGGUCGUGUCACUGCAGCCUCAGGGCACCCAGGGGCUGGGAUCUGCGCAGAGGAUCAGCCAGGCGGGUGCGGCUCGGGGCGGGGCACUUGGGCCCCUGUUGUCACAGCGGCUCCAUCUCUAUCCGGGUACCUGGGUCCACCUGUCUGGCUGUGCUUGACGAGUCAUCACCUUUACCAGUGCCAGAUACAGGGAAACACGCUCUGCACAGGAAGGAAGUCAGGAAAUCACUGCUCUUAAGCAGUUGAGUGUCUCCCCCAGGACAGUUGGGUGCAGCGUCGGAAGUGGGAAGGGCUGCACCUAGGAGCUCAUCACUGCCCCGGGGUGAACACCGAGUGUCACUCGUCCGCCACCUGCGGCUUUCUCUCCACGCGAAGCUCCCGGUCACACAGCGCCGUCGAGGGCAGAACCUGUGAUCAGUGCUCAGACAGUCUAUCCAGCUUCACUUCUUCUUAGGUCCGUAAAGGGUACACAACCUGCAUUCCCCAUGAGAUCAGAGUCGUGCUGGGGGGCGGGUCCCUAGGCCGGACACCGUCGUCUCUGACUCGCUCGCUGCAGGGGGGGCCUUCGGUCUCCCUCCCAGGGCCUGGCUGGUUCGUGUUUGGGGCUUGCUGUUUGUGGGAGUUUGGUGAAAGUGGAUUUCUGAGUUGCUAAACGUGCAUCGGUGAUUCUCAAGCUGGAAGGGAGUGGGUUUGUGGGGGGCCCCCGGGCUGCCUGGCCCCUUCUCUGGACCUCACUGGUCCUGGCGAAAGACUAGUUCAAGGUCGCAGACAUCGUUCAGCUAAUGCUCUUACUUCCUCUAAAGGUAGCUCUGCGUGGACCAUUCCGAGUGAGCUGUGCAUCUCCUGGGGCGUGUUGUGAGAUCUCUGUGGACAGAAACCCCUUUCUUUGGCCGCUUGGAGUUCAGAAGGAGGAGAAAGACUUUUUUUUUGGCUUUUUACUUUGGUCAGUUUCUUCCUUUAUGCAGACAAAGAACAGACCAAACGUGAGCGCGUGUUAGAGAAGAGAGGUUUGCUCGCGGGGUUUCUAGGGCUUAGACUUAACAUACAGUUGAUGCGGGGGAAUGAGCUGUUUUUCUCCAAAUGCCUCAAGUUCUGCUCUGCCCUGGGAUGGCUUCGUCUGGGACGAGGGACCGUCGUGCCCCCGGGAACGGGCUUCGGGCGCCACAGACCAUGGCGGCCGCCCCUCGCUUCAGUGCCGAGUAAACAGUGCGCUGCUUGUUCUAGAAUAAGUUACCCAAGAUGAUCACGAGGCUCUGCAAGUAGAAGCGGCCAGAGUUGCUAAACCGAGGCCCCGUCCCCGCGUGGCUGACGGUGAAAGUGGCUUCUCCACGGCUGCCCGAAGCCGCCCUCGUGAUACCUCUGCCAAGAGACCAUGGUGUUUAAUAAGAGCAUCAUUUAAACCAUUCACACGUGCUGCUGUAAAGGUGGGAGGGCCCGAGAGGGAGGGAGGGAGGCCCGGGGCUGGGGUGCGGUGGGCACAGCGGUGGUUUCUGUCCGUGGUCCUCAGGUUGCUUCCCCGUGUCUUAGAAACUACUCUCAUCUCACAGGUUCCUUUCUCGAGGCCUUGUUUCCCACGUUAGGGUUCAAAAUGCUCAGGACACAGCUCGCGCCAUUGUGUGUGUACCCGCCCUUCCUGCCGGGGCCCCGCUUCUUGGGUUUUCUUUUACCACCAGAAGCAGCUCCCUCUGGGUCCAAGGGCGGCGGGUCUGGGCCCGACGCCUGCAGGUGUCCUCGGCCAUCGGUAGCUGCGCGGCCCCUCGGGUGACCUUGUCCGACUGUGAGGGUCUCUGCGGAGAGCGGCCGCCCGCUCUGUCCGGCCCCGGAGUCACAGCCGCUCUGCAGCGCGGGGUGUGUGACACAACCACCAGCAUUUCCUCCGAACGGGAAUAGAAAACGGGCCGUCUGCCGAGUGUGUUUAGGGAAAGUAGUUUUUGCUCAUAUGCUGCAAAGAAAGGACGGUCACUUGCCGAGUUGUCGUGCCCCCAGCACUGCCGGGCUAUCGGGGGCGUCUCUGCAGAAGGCCUCCCAGCCGGGCUCAGGCCGCAGCUCGGCCCUGCCUCCGCAGGGACGGUCCCCUCCUGCCAUCAGACCGCAUCCUGCUGCGCCACCACCGUCUCCCGGCCCCGCCCCCCCCCCCCGCGCCUGCCCCGGGGACACAGGGCAACUCAGCAGAAGAGAGAGGUUGGAAGGAUUGUUGCCUCUGGGUGUGACGAGAACCCCGUGUCCCCAUCACAUCCGAGUGGAUGUCUGAGCAGCCGCUGUGGGAGGUCCAAUCUGUCGGGAAAACUGUCCCUGUUCCUGACCCGAGCAGCACGGUGCCCCUGCCGCCUGCUGACGGGAGGCCUCCUGCGGACCGGCCGCUGGCCAGGAUCAGGGCGCUGGUGCUGUGUUCUCACGCAGGGCUGGAAUGAAGAACUCCUCGAGCGAGUGAGCCUCAGGACCCUCAGUGUCUUUUCCUUUCCCUAACGGUUUUCGCUGCUCAGUGUUUUAGAAGAGAAUGGAGGCGGCACUUUGUUUCUAGGCUUCUUUCUUUCUCUCCAAGGAGGAGCCCCACUCAGAGGAUUUCGUUCAUUCCUUGUACCUGCUUACCAUGCUGGUAGCGAUUGGGAAGAGGUCGAGAGAAGACGAAGCGGACACGCUUCUCCACUUGGGCUGACGUGCCCAAAACUGGCUGCACGGGGCCCGCACCCCCGGCCGGAUGAGCCAGGGUGUCUUCGGUUUAUGCCUCUGGGUUUUAGUCUCCCUUUCGCGUCCAAGGGAGACGUGAGAGGCCUCCAAACUACUCUCACCUUUCUGCCCCAACCCGGUUAUUUUAAGAGUCAAGAUAGAACUGGAAGAAUUCCAGCUCAUUAUUCUUUAUUUGAGAAUCUUUUCCGGAACCGUUGGCUCAUUUGAUUCGUCCAAAUACUUAUUGAUGGUUUACUCUGUGUCAGAAACAGUAAAAAGUGCAGGGGAGGCCAGACCCUAGAGGGACAUGGCCAUUUAGACCUGCGGUUAACGUUCCGGUGGUCUGACACUUUAAAAAGAUUCUGUGCUUCCUGUGUAAAGGUUUUCUUACCUGCAGUAAUAGGACUUGCUCCUCUGAGCUGUUGCCCAGAGCCACGAGGAGUGCUGUGACCUGUCCCCAAAUUCUGAACGUAUUGGCUGAGCUGGAAUGAGGCCUGUGACUCUGAAAUGGAAUUUUUGUGCAUGAAGUUAACUGGCCUAAAGGGGAUCGAACUACACCUGUGGCCUCUUAAGAUCUUAGCCUCUAAAUUUCUGGGUUAACUGGUCCAAAAAAUUUUUUUUAAUAAGUAAAAAUAGGAUUUAAAACUCCCAACACUUUAAGUUUGGCCCUUACCUCCUCCCCUCCCAGCUUCCUUUCAGGAAGGGCUUUCUGAAUACCUUGUAGCCCAGAACUGGCUCGAUUUCUAGCUCAGGACGGGGAUCCGGGAGGAAAGAAGAAAGUGUGUCCCUGCUCGUGGCUUACACUCGGGCCCUGACCUUGGGCAGCUUGGUGCACGUGGGGGAGGGUUAAACCCAGCACGGAUUGUUCCUUCUUCUCUGACUGAGAAUUCUCCUGUAAAGAUCAUUUGGGGGGGGGGGGGUGUUGUUAGGGGCGUGUCUGUGUGAGUGGUGGUUGUUUUUUUUUUUUAAUGGUGUCUGUCUAGAGUAUUUUUCACAAUAUGUUUAAUCGUCAGUGCUUUAAAAAGUGGUGGCACCCUGUACAGUGAAUUAGGUCCCAGAGCGUUGGAUGGGAAGCUGCACCACCUGUGAGUGUGAUGGGGCCUGUGGGACACCCAGGAGGGUCGGCACAAACCCCGGCACGGGGACGAGAGGACGGGGUGGGGCCCACCGCAGCUGGGCCGGCCUGCGUUUUCAUUUCAAAUGGGAUACAGUAUUUUUUUUAAUAAGGAGCCAUACUUUUUUUUUUUAAGUUUGAGAUCUGAAUGUGAUUUCUAAUUGUACCAGACGUUAAUGUUUUAAAGCUGUAACAAAGUUUAAAAUUUCUACUUUUUGUUUCUCAUUUAUUUUAACUGUUCUUUUAUCUAUUAAAUCGUUGUAUGUGGAUAGGGAAGUUUUGUUUCUCCUCUUAGCAUUUGUUUCUAUAACCAGAAAUAAAAUUAUAUAUUAAAGAAACGA
This is a messenger RNA of Delphinapterus leucas (beluga whale), 8556 nucleotides long. It is a transcript of the gene FOXK1, whose product is annotated as forkhead box K1. Gene Ontology annotation, biological process: regulation of transcription by RNA polymerase II. NCBI's taxonomy places the organism in Eukaryota, Metazoa, Chordata, Mammalia, Artiodactyla, Monodontidae. Gene Ontology annotation, molecular function: protein binding; DNA-binding transcription factor activity, RNA polymerase II-specific; RNA polymerase II cis-regulatory region sequence-specific DNA binding. The record is from RefSeq and is a predicted model, not a curated record.